Molecule: messenger RNA, 972 nt
Organism: Darwinula stevensoni
Lineage: Eukaryota; Metazoa; Arthropoda; Ostracoda; Podocopida; Darwinulidae
Source: the annotation of a GenBank genome assembly
AUGCAUAUAGUGUCCUUCACGAUGAAGGGUUACAUCCAGCGAAUGCGAGCCGUGUUUUCCCAGUUGAGUGAUUCUCAUAGUGAACUGAGAGAUUGUGGGCCUGAGACAUUCCGAAGCAGGUGCUCCAAGUCCACCGAGGACCUUACCAGCGAUGGAGAAUACCGAGCUGUCCUCGUACAGUUGACGACGGGAGCAGAGUCAGAAAGUCGAGGGGGUCGAGAAGUGGAACGGCGAGAAUCUACACGGUUUCAGUCAGCAAAGAACCUCUUGAAAUCACUCCGACCAGGUCACCAUGGCUGGGCAGAUGUAACUACGUCUCCUUAUCCGGACGAGAGUCAGAAUAUCCGUCCCACUUCAGAAGACAGCCUCGCGAAUCAUUACCCCACCUUGGAUCGCAGAGACCCUCAUUAUCACAGUGAAGGAAAAGGCAUGAAGAAACGGAAACCAUGGACCUCUGAAAAGGAACUCCGGACCUUGCCCAGUCGCGCCGAACCCACUUCUUGCAACAUCAAGAGUAGCGCUCCGAAAGACAGCAUCUCCAUGACGGACAGGAGCCAAAGCUUCCAGGAGCGCAAGCGACGUUCCUCGUUCUCCAGUGACGAAAAUGUAUAUGAAAAUAUGGAAGAGCAGAAUCGGAAUGCUCAGGGUUUGGACCAAUUGGUUCGCAUGGACCGAGAACGUGAGCGGAGGUCGUUUAGGAAACUCACUAAAGACUCCGGCUAUGAAACUAAUUAUGCGGAAUCAGAUUAUGCCAAUUUAGAGUCUCUGGAACUAUCUUCACUGAACUCGAAAGACAUGGAAUUGGGGAUUCCAACUGAGGAUUAUUCGAGUGUCUACAGAUCAGCGCCUCAGCUUCAGGAACGACAUGGGGAAUCGGAGCCUGGAACUUCCAAUUCCGUUUUAUACCCGCAGAUGGCAGCCCUUCCAUCCUGGUAUGUCCCCUUCCUUUUCACCCAUUCUGUAUACAUCUAA